AUGCCCUACAAAAGUUCCACUGAAUCCAGCCGACGGCGUGCGCGCACUCCUGUUGCUGCGCUCGCAGCGGCGGAUCACCCUUGUGGCUCACAAACACCGGCCGAUGCCGAAACGACGCGGCGGGCAAAGUCGGAUGUUCCAUCGCGCUUGCGGAUUCGCAGCCGUGUGGAAAGAGGUCUCCACCAAGAGGCGAAGAAGGCCCGAAUGGAGCCACGAACCGUUCAGUCUCAACACGAGGAGGAGUUGAGGUUGUCACGGGAACUCACUUUACAUUGCGACGCCGUCGUGCAAAGAGUGCAUGCCCUGGCAGACAAGACACAGAUUCAGGAGGAACGCCUAAGUCAAACGCUGAAGGAGAGUAUUGAACGUUCCCCGAUUCGACAGUCGAGCGUGUCGCCGAAGA
This is a messenger RNA of Trypanosoma cruzi, 403 nucleotides long. RefSeq lists its product as uncharacterized. The transcript has a single exon. The record is from RefSeq and is a predicted model, not a curated record. The annotation marks the transcript as partial. NCBI's taxonomy places the organism in Eukaryota, Euglenozoa, Kinetoplastea, Trypanosomatida, Trypanosomatidae.